Molecule: messenger RNA, 1110 nt
Organism: Octodon degus (degu)
Lineage: Eukaryota; Metazoa; Chordata; Mammalia; Rodentia; Octodontidae
Product: thyrotropin-releasing hormone receptor-like
Exons: 2
Coding region: 1-1110 (369 amino acids)
Biological process (GO): phospholipase C-activating G protein-coupled receptor signaling pathway
Cellular component (GO): membrane
Molecular function (GO): thyrotropin-releasing hormone receptor activity
Source: RefSeq, a predicted model, not a curated record
AUGGAGAAUGACACAGGCUCUACCGAGCGUGCGAACGCAUCUGGGCUGGGCACCAUGCCCUGGACUCCGCUGGCUGUGCAGGUGGUGACUCUGACGCUGGUGCCCCUAGUGUGUGCCGUGGGUGUGGCGGGCAACGCCAUGGUAGUUCUCGUGGUGGUCUGGGGCCGCCACAUGGUCACACCCACCAACUGUUACCUGGUGAGCCUGGCCCUAGCAGACCUGCUGGUACUUCUCGGAGCUGCAGUGCCCACUGUGGCUGAGGCAGCGUCCAGCAGAGGCUGGGUCUUUGGCCACGUGGGCUGCCUGGGCAUCACCUACUUGCAGUACGUUGGCAUCAACGCCUCCUCUGGCUCCAUCACGGCCUUCACGGUGGAGCGCUACAUCGCCAUUUGUCACCCUCUGCGUGCACAGGCACUGUGCACCGUAGCUCGAGCCAAGCGCAUUGCAGCGUGGGUGUGGCUGGCUACGGGCACCUACUGUGUGCUCUGGCUCUUCCUGGUGGACACGCGCGAGGCAGUGUACGCCGAUGGUGUGCAGGUCCAAUGCGGCUACCGUGUGUCCCGCUCUCUCUACCUGCCGGUCUACUUCCUGGACUUCAUGCUCUUCUACGCGAUGCCGCUGAGUCUGGCCACCGUGCUGUAUGUGCUCAUAGCGCGCGUCCUUUUCACCCGACCGCUGCCUCCCCGCCACUCGGGGCUCGCGGGUUCUGUGCACCAGGGAGUAUCCACCCACCAAGGAAGCUUCAUCUCCAGAGGCAGGAGGGAUGCCCUCAACUCUCGGAAGCAGGUCACCAAGAUGUUAGCCGUGGUGGUGGUCCUUUUCGCUGUGCUGUGGCUGCCUUACCGCACCCUCGUGGUGGUGAAUUCCUUCCUGAGCCCGCCCUACCUUGACUUCAGCUUCCUUCUCUUCUGCCGCCUCUGCAUCUACCUGAACAGCGCUGUCAACCCCGUUGUCUAUGCCCUCAUGUCCCAGCGCUUCCUCGAGGCCUUCCACAAGCUCUUUCAGUGUCAACAGGCCCAGUCCCAGGUCCCAGCCCAGAAAGACAUCCCUGUUUGCUACAGCAUCACCAAAGACUGCUCCCAGCAAGUUCCACCUAGGAGGAAGCUGUAA